Molecule: messenger RNA, 3680 nt
Organism: Carlito syrichta (Philippine tarsier)
Lineage: Eukaryota; Metazoa; Chordata; Mammalia; Primates; Tarsiidae
Gene: RABGEF1
Product: RAB guanine nucleotide exchange factor 1
Exons: 8
Coding region: 18-1493 (491 amino acids)
Biological process (GO): vesicle-mediated transport
Cellular component (GO): cytosol; endocytic vesicle
Molecular function (GO): guanyl-nucleotide exchange factor activity; DNA binding; zinc ion binding
Source: RefSeq, a predicted model, not a curated record
UGGUUAGCAGGAAGAAGAUGAGCCUUAAGUCUGAACGCCGAGGAAUUCAUGUGGAUCAAUCAGAACUCCUGUGCAAGAAAGGCUGUGGUUACUAUGGCAACCCUGCUUGGCAGGGCUUCUGCUCCAAGUGCUGGAGGGAGGAGUACCACAAAGCCAGGCAGAAGCAGAUUCAGGAGGACUGGGAACUGGCAGAGCGACUUCAGCGGGAAGAGGAAGAGGCCUUUGCCAGCAGUCAGAGCAACCAAGGGGCCCAAUCCCUCACAUUUUCCAAGUUUGAAGAAAAGAAAACCAAUGAGAAGACCCGCAAGGUUACCACAGUGAAGAAAUUCUUCAGUGCUUCUUCCAGAGUUGGAUCAAAGAAGGAAAUUCAGGAAGCAAAAGCUCCCAGUCCUUCUAUAAACCGGCAAACCAGCAUUGAAACGGAUAGAGUGUCUAAGGAGUUCAUAGAAUUUCUCAAGACCUUCCACAAGACAGGCCAAGAAAUCUAUAAACAGACCAAGCUGUUUAUGGAAGGAAUGCAUUACAAAAGGGAUUUAAGCAUUGAGGAACAGUCAGAGUGUACUCAGGAUUUUUACCAGAGUGUAGCUGAAAGAAUGCAGACUCGUGGAAAAGUGCCUCCAGAAAGAGUUGAGAAGAUAAUGGAUCAGAUUGAAAAGUACAUCAUGACUCGUCUCUAUAAAUAUGUGUUCUGUCCAGAAACUACUGAUGAUGAGAAGAAAGAUCUUGCUAUUCAAAAGAGAAUCAGAGCCCUGCACUGGGUUACACCUCAGAUGCUUUGUGUCCCUGUGAAUGAAGAAAUUCCAGAAGUGUCUGAUAUGGUAGUGAAAGCAAUUACAGAUAUCAUUGAAAUGGAUUCAAAGCGUGUGCCUCGAGAUAAGUUGGCCUGCAUCACCAAGUGCAGCAAGCACAUCUUUAAUGCCAUUAAGAUCACCAAGAAUGAGCCAGCUUCAGCGGAUGACUUCUUACCCACCCUCAUAUACAUUGUUUUGAAGGGCAACCCCCCACGCCUUCAAUCCAAUAUCCAGUAUAUCACCCGCUUCUGCAAUCCAAGCCGACUGAUGACUGGAGAGGAUGGCUACUAUUUCACCAAUCUGUGCUGUGCUGUGGCUUUCAUUGAGAAAUUAGAUGCCCAGUCUUUGAAUUUAAGUCAGGAAGAUUUUGAUCGCUAUAUGUCUGGCCAGACCUCCCCCAGGAAACAAGAAUCUGAGAACUGGUCUCCUGAUGCUUGCUUAGGCGUUAAGCAAAUGUAUAAGAACUUGGAUCUUCUGUCUCAGCUGAAUGAACGACAGGAAAGGGUCAUGAAUGAAGCCAAGAAACUUGAAAAAGACCUAAUAGACUGGACAGAUGGAAUUGCAAGAGAAGUCCAAGACAUUGUUGAGAAAUACCCACUUGAAAUUAAGCCCCCAAGUCAACCAUUAGCAGCUAUUGACUCUGAAAAUGUUGAAAAUGAUAAACUUCCUCCACCAUUGCAACCUCAGGUUUAUGCAGGAUGAUCAAAAUUUACAUGGAUAGUAUUUAUUUGAGCCUAAAUUUAGGUAGCCCUUACUACAGUCCACUGAUUGGGAUCUAGGAUAUAAUUUAAUUGCUUAUAAAUGUCGGAGCAUUUUUAAAGGUACAGUUUUUGGGGAUUGUUUUUUGUUUUUUUUCCUGGCACGGGAAGCUUAAUUAAUAAUAAAAUACUAUUUAUUUGAGUUACUGAAGUAUAUUCAUUUAAGACAUGUGAAAAUUUUGUCUCAAUCUUUUUUUUCCCUCCAUGAUUUUCCUGUGUGCUUCCUCUGUGGCAUUCGUUGUGGUUUGAUUUGGGGUAAAUAAUUGCCUUUAAAGGAUAACACAAAUAAAUGCUACAAAGUGUAUGUUUAAGGAAAUUCAAUGGUACCACCAUUCCACAGUUUGAAAUAAUUUUGUAAUUGUAAAAUAGAAGAUAUAUUGAUAAGUAAAUAUGUAAAAUUGUAAAUAUGUAAAAAAAAAAAAAAAACAAUGGUGUCUGCUGUGCAUGGCAUUUUAUAUGUUACUUUUUUCGUUUAAAAUGAAGUAUAUUGAAUGUUUACUUUUAGCACCAUUUUAUUUGGUUUAUCCCCACUAAAAUGAACCUAGAAGUGUUUAAACUACUUCCCUAAAAUGUGGACUCCAUUUUUAAAAAUAUGUUAGCCCUAACUUUGAGGUUCUAUAUAGUCAGAGACUGACACCAUUAUUCAGAAUAAUUUUUAGGUCACAGAAAAUUGCUAUUUAAUAUAGUCAAAGGAUGAUUUUAAACCAUGCUUCUACCAUCUUUUCCCCACAUCCAUUUAGCAAAUCUAAAUCUUUUUUGAGUUCUUUGGUGAGAGGGAGCUAACCCUGGGUCUGGGAUGGAAAACAGGAGAAUGAAUGGGACUCUAUGGUGAAAGCUGACGGGGGAAUUUCUCUGCUACAAAGAACAGGGGAUGCCUUGCAGUUUCCAUAGUGUACUUCUGACUUUAUGAAGCCCAGCUCAUGUCAUAUAAACCUCUUGCAGAGUUUUCAGUCUCGAUUCUAGUGACAUUAGUGGUUCAGGGAUUUUUUGGAGGGUAGGGGGAUACCCUGUGCAUCGUAGGAUGGUUAGCAGCAUCCCUGCCCUCUUAUACCCACUAGAUGCCAGUAACAUUCCUGCCACUGCUGUGAAAAAAACAUCUCCAGACUUUGUCAAAUGUUUCUUGGGGCAAAAACCUCCAGUUAAGAACCACUGAUCUCUUUUAUUAGCUAGAGAGUUAUUCUCCUGGUUAUUAAUAUGAUAGAACCAAAGAAUAUUGCAUUAAAUGCAAAAUAAAGUGUUAACUAAGUAAGUAAAAUGUCUCAUUCAGUGAGGCUGUAUAGCUACCUGCAUUAUGAACCUUUUCUAAUCCUAAUGGAACCUUUCAUAACCAAAAUAUACUAUUGAUGAUUUUUCUUCCAAUCAGUGACUUCAGAUUGUACAGGUAUACUUGUGAAACCAUGAGUGAUUCCCCAGGGCACCAUUCUUGAAGUGUCACUUUGCACAAGCAGUUGAGAAAGGUUCUCUUGCUUUUCCAGUAUCUUCCUCAGGGUAUACCACAAAAUUAUAGAGUAGUAAUUUGGAAAUAAAACUAGGGUAAAUAUAAAACUUUAAAAAAAUCUUUUAUUUAAAUUUAUAUAUGAAAUAUAUCAAGCCUGACACAUCUCAUGUCAUAAAGCACUGAAGACAUGAAGCAGUUAACCAACUCAGCUGGUCAACAAACUCACAUGGAAGGUAAGAGUUACUAUCAAAUGCCAGUGAGAAUCUUCUUUUAGAAUAACCUGGGCCCAAAUAGUCUUAUUAUCUGUGUAAUUUCUAGGUGCUAAUCCAGGUAUGCAUAGUCUUAAUUCUCCUGGAAAUACAUAGUUCUUUUAGUGUUGUACAUUAUGUUUGGUAAACUGUACAGAUCAACCUCCCACAAAAACUGACUUCUUUGGGUCUCUUACGUAUCUUUAAAGUAGGUUGUUGAAUUGAUUUUCUUGUAGAUGCCUCAUAUUGGUCGAUUCUUUAGAUAUGGACUCCUGGCCGUAUGUUGAGACUUCUGUUUCUCUUAAGUCAGCAUCAAUACAAUGUCCAGAUUUUCUGUUCUCUCAACAAGAACGUGUUGGUAUGUUAUGUAUGUCAAUGUGAUUGGAAUAAACCUUGGGACAGAAGUCUUUACUAAUAAAGUUUCACAAUUCAUCCCUCUUCCAAA